AUGUGUUCAAAGCUGUUCACGGGCAACCCACGCGCACCGGAUGGAGGGAGGGAACAGGCGUUUUUCUACCAAAGCCACGGCCUCGGACUGGUGUUUCUUCUGGCAGCCGUGGCACCUCUCAACGUCAGUACGAAACAGCCUCCUCUCGCAAUACCCACUAUGGUAAUAUUGGUAGCCAGAGCUAUGGAACAGGACCUUUCCAUCCUCAGAACGGUCAUCAGGGUGCAAAGGCUCCUUCCCAUGGUGCUGAAAAUGAUCCAAGCUCGCUUGGAGCGCUGGGCCGAGGACCACAUCACCAUUCUCCUCAUGGCCUUAGGCCCUUCUUAA
Molecule: messenger RNA, 327 nt
Organism: Puccinia graminis f. sp. tritici CRL 75-36-700-3
Lineage: Eukaryota; Fungi; Basidiomycota; Pucciniomycetes; Pucciniales; Pucciniaceae
Exons: 2
Coding region: 1-327 (108 amino acids)
Source: RefSeq, a predicted model, not a curated record